This is a messenger RNA of Macrosiphum euphorbiae (potato aphid), 2643 nucleotides long. The record is from the annotation of a GenBank genome assembly. Lineage: Eukaryota; Metazoa; Arthropoda; Insecta; Hemiptera; Aphididae.
AUGAUAGAAAUAAAUUUUAAUGAACAUAUUAUAGAAAAAGAUUUUAAAAUAGAUUUACACCAUUUAGAUUAUAAGAAAAAAAUUAAAGUAGAACAACUUAUAGAAGAUUAUAAAACAAUAUUUGCCAAAGAUAAAUAUGAUGUAGGAACUCUAAAAGACUAUGAAGCAAGAAUAGAUCUCUUAGUAGAUAAAUUUUGUAGUAAGAGACCUUAUAGAUGUACAAUCGAGGACAGAAAAGAAAUAGAACAGCAAGUGGCAAAACUAUUAAAGGAAAAUUUAAUUGAGGAGUCGUACAGUCCAUUUGCAGCACCAGUGACUCUAGCUUUAAAAAAAGGUGAAGGAAAGACUAGAUUAUGCAUUGAUUUUAGAGAUCUAAAUAAAAUUGUGACACCCCAAGCUCAACCUUUUCCGUUAAUUGAUGACCUAAUAAUUAAAGCUAGAAACUGUAAAUAUUUUACAUCACUGGACAUCAAUUCAGCAUUUUGGUCAAUACCAUUAAGGAUAGAAGAUAGAAAUAAAACAGGUUUUAUAACUCAAGAAGGACAUUAUCAAUGGACUUGCCUACCAUUCGGCCUAAAAACAGCACCAGCAAUUUUCCAAAGAAUUUUAUCUAGUAUACUAAGAAAAAAUAAUCUUAAGAACUUUACAGAAAAUUAUAUAGAUGACAUUUUAAUAUUUUCAGAAACUUUUGAAGAUCAUAUAAUUCAUAUAAAACAAGUUUUAGAGGCCAUAAUAAAAGAAGGUUUUAGAUUGAAAUUAAGAAAAUGCAUGUUCGCAUCCAAGUCAAUCAAAUAUCUUGGACAUAUAAUAGAAAAUAAUACAGUAAGACCAAUCAAGGACAACUUGGUAUCAAUAUAUAAUUUCCCUACACCAAAAACACAGAAGAAUAUCAGACAGUUUCUAGGUAAAAUAAACUUUUAUCACGAAUACAUUCCAAAAAUCUCAACAAUUCUAGAACCAUUACAUAGACUGUUGAGAAAAAAUAUAAAAUUUAAUUGGUCUGGGGAUUGUGAAAAAUCAUUUGCACAAAUAAAAAAAUUAUUAUGUUCUCAACCAGUGCUAGAAAUAUUUGAUAAAGAUUUACCAAUUAAAAUAUUUACAGAUGCUUCAAUAGAAGGUAUGGGUGCAAUACUAAAACAGACACAACAAAAUGGAGAGGAAAAACCAGUGGCCUAUUUUUCAAGAAAAUUAAAUGAGACACAAAAAAAAAAAAAAGCCAUUUACUUAGAAUGUUUAGCAAUAAAAGAAGCGGUAAAAUAUUGGGAAUACUGGUUAAUUGGAAGAAAAUUUGAAGUAUAUUCAGACCAUAAACCUCUAGAAAACCUUAACAUAAAAGCUAGAACAGACGAAGAGUUAGGAGCUCUAACAUAUUAUCUAUCCCAAUUUGAUUUCAAUAUUAAAUACAUACCAGGUAAACUCAAUACUGAAGCAGACUGUCUUAGUAGGAACCCAGUAUUGGAAUCAGUAGAUAAUACUGAAGAAACAUUACGGAUAGUAAAUACAAUAAAAAUUCAAGAAAUAAAAAAAGAUCAAGAUGAAAAUAUUGCAUUAAAAGAACUUCAGGAAAAAAUAAUAGACAAACAUGGUAUAAUUUAUAAACAAAGUAAGAAUAAAAAAAAGAUAGUAUUAUCAGAAAAGCUAAGUAUUGAAUUAAUAAGAAAUACACAUAUAAAUUGGUGUCAUAUUGGCACAAACCAACUGAAAAACAGAAUAUGCCCAUACUAUUAUUCAAAAAGAUUAAUAGAAAACAUACAAAAAAUAUGCAAAACAUGCGACAUUUGUAAGAGAAAUAAAUCUAGAGGUCAAGCAAAAUAUGGAAUGAUGUCACAAUUAGGACCAGCAACACAACCAUUUGAGAUAGUAUCGAUUGAUACAAUCGGUGGGUUUGGUGGUCAAAGAUCAACGAAAAGAUACCUCCAUCUUCUAGUGGAUCACUAUACAAGAUACGCAUUCAUACGUACUUCAAAAACCCAAGCUGCAAACGACUUUAUAAGAAUAGUUCAAGACACACUAGAAAUAAACAAGAUAGGUACAAUAUUAACAGACCAAUAUCCAGGACUGAACUCUAAGGAAUUCAAGGAAUUUUUGAAAGGACAAAAUAUCAGACUUAUUUAUACAGCCUUAAAUGCACCCUUUUCUAAUGGCCUAAAUGAAAGAUUGAAUCAAACAAUAAUAAAUAAAAUAAGAUGCAGAAUCAAUGAAUCCACAGAAAAAAAAGCAUGGACAACAACGGCAAGAGAAUGUAUUGACAAAUAUAACUUAACAGAACACUCAGUAACAGGUUUUACACCAAAAUAUCUAUUAGAUGGGACCAACACAAACUUGUUACCUGAAGAACUAAAAGAACAUAAAAAUGCAGAAGAUUGGAAGAAUGAUAGGAAAAAAGCUCUAGAUAACACUAUUAAAUCUCAUGAAUACAAUAAAAAACUCUUUGACAAAAACAGAAAAGAAAAAGAAUUCAUAACAGGUGAUUUUGUAUAUAUUGAAAACGGAAAUAAAAUAAAUAGAAAAAAAUUAGAUGAACUCAGGAUUGGACCUUUCAAAAUAACAGAGAAAAUAUCAAAUACCAUAUUUAAAAUUGAAACAGGAAAAAGAAAUGAAGAAACAGGACUAUUCCACAUAACAAAAUUAAUACCAGAAUGA